AUGACUCAAACCUCCGCAAAGGAAAGUGUGCUGGGCACAUCUGCCAGUACCUUUCCUAACUCUCACGAGAAAAUCACCGAGCCCAAAGACACACCCUACUUCGUUGACAAUGAGUUCCAAUUCUCAAGCGCGCAGGAAUUUAUUGAUGUCCACGAUCCGGCGACCAACAACUUGAUAUCUCGAGUCCCAAAGUUGACCGAAACCGAACUAGAGAGUGCUGUGGCAUCUGCGGAGAAUGCAUUCCCGGUGUGGAAAAAUAUGUCUUCGAUUGCCAGACAGCAGGUCAUGUUCCGUUAUGUUGCUCUCAUUCGAGAGCACUGGGAUCGACUCGCAGCCGUGAUUACCCUUGAACAAGGCAAGACCGUUGCCGACGCAAAAGGUGACGUUCUGCGCGGCUUGCAGGUAGCAGAGGCCGCCUGUGCAGGACCGGAAUAUAUGAAGGGAGAGGUCCUCGAAGUCGCCAAGGAUAUGGAAACCAGGACGUACCGUGAGCCACUUGGCGUGGUCGCCGUGAUCUGUCCAUUCAACUUCCCUGCAAUGAUCCCACUUUGGUGCAUUCCAAUCGCCACUAUCACCGGAAAUACCGUUGUGUUAAAGCCAUCUGAGCGAGCCCCAGGCGCGGCGAUGAUUCUGAUGGAAUUGGCGGAAAAAGCAGGAUUCCCCAAGGGCGUGAUCAACGUGGUGCACGGAGCCCAUGAGACCGUGAACUUCCUCCUCGAUGCGCCUGCCAUCAAGGCAAUCAGCUUCGUCGGAAGUAACAAGGCUGGAGAAUACAUCUUUACUAAGGGAUCCGCCAAUGGGAAGCGAGUACAGGCAAACCUUGGUGCAAAGAAUCACGCCGUGGUACUCCCUGAUUCCGACAAAGACUCAACACUGGAUGCCCUCAUAGCUGCCGCAUUUGGAGCCGCUGGCCAGCGGUGUAUGGCUCUAUCUGCAGUAGUCUUUGUCGGGGAGACACGAAACUGGCUCCCUGAGUUGGUUGAGCGAUCCAAGGCUCUCAACAUGAAUGGUGGUUUUGAAUCCGGCGCAGAUCUUGGUCCUGUGGUUACACCGCAGAGUAAGACCAGGAUUGAAGGCCUGAUUGCGAGCGCGGAGACUGAAGGGGCAAAGAUCAUUUGUGAUGGUCGGGGAGUCAAGCCCUCGAAAUAUCCCAAUGGCAACUGGGUUGCACCUACCAUUAUCAGCGAGGUCACCCCAUCCAUGCAAUGCUACACCGAGGAAAUUUUUGGACCUGUCUUGGUUUGUCUGCAGGUGGACACUCUUGAUCAGGCUAUUACGCUUAUCAACAAGAACCCUUACGGCAAUGGCACGGCUAUCUUCACGUCUUCGGGUAUUUCAGCUGAGCGGUUCCGGAGAAAUAUCGAGGCUGGACAAGUAGGUGUCAAUGUGCCUAUUCCUGUACCACUUCCAAUGUUUUCGUUCACUGGAAACAAGAACAGUGUUGCUGGUGGAGGCGCCAACACGUUUUACGGAAAGCCAGGAGUCAACUUCUACACCCAGUUGAAGACUGUUACUUCGAAAUGGUCGGUUCGGGAUAGCCAGCCUGCGAAGGCUACACUUUCAAUGCCUACUCAUAGUUAG
Penicillium odoratum is the source of this 1581-nucleotide messenger RNA. Its product is annotated as CoA-acylating methylmalonate-semialdehyde dehydrogenase. Gene Ontology annotation, cellular component: mitochondrion. NCBI's taxonomy places the organism in Eukaryota, Fungi, Ascomycota, Eurotiomycetes, Eurotiales, Aspergillaceae. The transcript has 2 exons. Bases 1 to 1581 code for a protein of 526 amino acids. The record is from RefSeq and is a predicted model, not a curated record. Gene Ontology annotation, biological process: thymine catabolic process; L-valine catabolic process. Gene Ontology annotation, molecular function: malonate-semialdehyde dehydrogenase (acetylating, [NAD(P)+]) activity; methylmalonate-semialdehyde dehydrogenase (acylating, NAD+) activity.